GAAGAGCGGUUGAACUGGGCGGACUGCAUCCAGUCAGUAAUGAUGGGCCGCAGCAGAACCAGCUGUAGUUUAGGGCUAAACGGUUCGGCUGAAGGAUGAGUUCGUUCGCGGGGCGGAUGCGGGAAUAUCCCACCGUGUCUCUGGACCGGUUCGACCGGGAGAACCUGCACGCGCAGGCGUAUUUCCUCUCGCAUUGCCAUAAAGACCACAUGAAGGGACUGAAGGGGCCCCUGCUGAAGAGGAAACUACAGUUCAGUCGAACUGUCAGACUUUACUGCUCCUUUGUGACCAAAGAGCUGCUGCUAAACAAUCCAAAGUACGCUUUCUGGGAGGAAUAUAUCGUUCCUCUAGAGCUGGAAAGCCCAACUCAGAUUUCCCUGGUGGAUGAAGCGUCUGGAGAGAAAGAAGAGAUCGUGGUGACGCUGCUUCCUGCGGGCCACUGUCCUGGAUCGGUCAUGUACAUUCAGAGUAUUUAUCUGGACUCCACUUUCUACGACCCGCGCUUCUACCAGAUCCCAAGUAGGGAGGUCUGCUUGAAAGGAAUCUCAGAGCUCAUUGGGAACUGGAUCAGCCAGAGUUCCUACCAUGUGGUUUGGCUCAACUGUAAAGCUGCCUAUGGAUACGAAUACCUGUUUACCAACCUGGGAGAUGAGUUUGGCACACAGAUCCAUGUCAACAGCCCGGCCAUGUUCAAGAAGAUGCCAGAGAUCCUGAGCUACGUGACCACCGACCGCAGGACCCAGAUCCACGCCUGCCGGCACCCAAAGGAUGAGGAGUUUUUCCAGGGAAACAGGCUGCCUUGUGGCUGCACGGCGCCUGACGGGACGCCGCUCCGCAUCAUCAGCAUCAAACCGUCCACCAUGUGGUUCGGAGAAAGAACAAAGAAGACCAACGUCAUCAUAAAAACAGGGACCAGUUCGUACAGAGCCUGUUUCAGCUUCCACUCCUCCUACUCAGAGAUCAAAGACUUCCUGUCCUACCUGCAGCCCGUCAACAUCUUUCCGAGCGUCGUCCCGAUUGGACGCACGCUGACCGAGGUCACUCAGAUGUUGAGGCUGAUGUGCAGGAACCAGCCUGAUGGAGCAGCGCCUGUUUAUAAGCCUCUGGGAGUCCUGAAACGGAGCCGAGUUCAGCCGCCGACUUACGAUUCUGGCAGCGAUGAUGACCUGUUUGAAGGUUUGGAUCUGGCUCCAGUCAGGAAGAAGAUGAGCCUAAACCAGGAACUACAAACUGACUUAGAAGCAGCAGUUGAGAGAACAGCGCCCCCGGUGGCCAUGUCUUUACCUCUCCUGGUCUCAGACACGACGUCUGCCACACAGAACUACUUUGACUGCACCGAGUCCAACGGCGAAGAUGAUGACGAGGAGGAAGAGGAGGAGGGAAAAGGAGACCAGAGGAAGGCAGAAGGAGGCAAAGACGCCCCAAAGUGGGAGGAUUUCUUCACGGCAGAGCAGCUGAGCGACAGCCAGAACAGCCAAUCCCAUUCCUGCUGCUCUGCCGCGGCCACCUCCCCCUCCAGAGGGACCGGGUCGCAGACUCCCGACCUGUUCAGCGACGAGGACCGGACACCGGAGAACCUGGAAACCUUCAGCCUGACCCUGUCCACCUCUCUGUCCAAUCAUUCCUCGCAGAACCUGGACGACACCCUGAUCCUCCACCCACAGACGCCGAAUACCAAGACAGACGCUGUCCAAUCAGAACCCGAGGAUCUGCCCAUGUCUCAGGCGUCGUCUGACUUUGACAUCCCCUCCACGCCUGAGUCGAAGGCGCCGCGGCCCGACGACCUGCGAGCGCUGUACAUGAAGCUGGCGUCAGGAGAGGAAUUGGUCAUCAGAGGAGGAAGUGGGAUCAGGAAUGAAGACGAUUAGAUCUGGAUCCGAUCUUUCUAUUAGAGGUCUGAUUAUAUUUUACUGCUCUAACAUGUAAACUCAGGUUAAGUGUGUUUUAAUUUAAUCGUUUCUGUUCAGUGUAAGAACUUCUCUGGGGUUCUGUUCCCCUCAGAUGUUGUUUUUUCUUAUCUCCUCUCUAACCUCCAGACCUCAGACUCUUUCAGUUGCACUUUAACCUCAUUCCCGUCCUUCCUGGACUCCCGCACCUGUUCACUGAACACGCCUACAUUCCGCUCAGCUGCCAUUCUGUGGUUUCCUCCACCGCUUUUAUCGUCAAAGUGGAUCAACUGGUUAAAUUGUUCACCUCAGCUUUUUUGUUUUUUACCUCUAUGUCACAAAAACACAC
Cyprinodon variegatus (sheepshead minnow) is the source of this 2235-nucleotide messenger RNA. It is a transcript of the gene dclre1c, whose product is annotated as protein artemis-like. NCBI's taxonomy places the organism in Eukaryota, Metazoa, Chordata, Actinopteri, Cyprinodontiformes, Cyprinodontidae. Gene Ontology annotation, molecular function: 5'-3' DNA exonuclease activity; damaged DNA binding. Gene Ontology annotation, biological process: double-strand break repair via nonhomologous end joining; protection from non-homologous end joining at telomere; interstrand cross-link repair. The record is from RefSeq and is a predicted model, not a curated record. The transcript is spliced from 14 exons. The coding region runs from base 96 to 1868 and encodes 590 amino acids.